GUGAUGGUGUGGGUCCAUGAUGGUGUGGGUUCUGUGGUGGUGUGAUGGUGUGGGUCCAUGAUGGUGUGGUGGUGUGGGUCCUGUGAUGGUGUGGGUCCCGUGCGCAGGCGCUGAUGACGGCAGCGCCUCUCCAGUGCCGGUCUGUCUGUGCGCCCCGUGUCUGUGUGUCCACCCCGGGACACGUCCCUGUGACCCUGGGACACGUGCGCAGCUUCGCUGCUGGUUGAACCCACAAGGGGAAAGGGGCAGACGCAUCCCCCGGCCCGGGCAGGGACCCCGGCUCCCUGGGCUCCCGCGGCCGGGCGGGGGGGUCCCGGCGGGGGGGUGCGGGAGGCGGCCCGUUCUGUCCCCGCGCACCCACCGGCGGUGCGGGGCUGCUCUUCCGCCCCUCGGGCUGCGGGAGGAACCCUCCGUCACGCCUCAGCCCACCGAGGCCCUUCAGUUUUGCGGCCGGGAGCCACCGCUCCGCCCCAGCCCCCCCCGGCCGCCGCCCGGACCCGCGAAGGGCAGCUGUGGGAUGUGGUGUUUUGUGGUGGUACCUCUUGCCCACCAGUCCAAUACUGGGAGGCACUGGGCACCCUUACUGUGACUAAAGGGGGAAAAAAACCCAACGAACGUUUCCUAUGAAUAAAAAGCCGGACAGGUGUUCACAAGAUUGGAAACGGGUACAGGCAGAAAAAAAAAGCAGAGAAACUCUAGUUUUUAACUCAACCAGAACAUACACGUGAAAAACCAGCCCCUCCCUCUGCUUUCCCGGGCACGAAGUCUGAUUUUAGUCAAAACCCGAGGAAGAAGAAUCAGGCAAGACGAGCGCUCCCGCGCUCACCUGGGAGGCGCGCUGUCCCUGUUCAAAGCGCUCCCCAGGUUGCCUCGCUGCCCCCAGGCUUGUUACCAGACUUCUCAGCGCGAUGCCGUAGGAGCCGUUGGCUACAGAGGCAGGUGUGGGUCGUGUCUGCGGUACCUCUGAGCAGACGCAGCCCCCAGACAGGGGAAAAGGGGACUUUAGACGGGAGCGAGGGGACCGCGCGUGCUGCCCUGCCCGGGGAUGCCUCUGCGAGCAGGGGGCAGCUGCGUGGCGGGGAAGCGUUUCCCCUUCUCCCCUCUCCCGUCACGGGCUCCUGCUGCUGCGCGUCCCUGGCGCCGGCGGCUGUCCCUCGCGGCUGCGCCGGCGGAGGCGUGCGCUGGGGUAAGGGCUGCUGGGCUCCACUCCCACAGCGCCCUGAGCGGAGGCAGCCUGAGCACGGAUGAGGAAGGGGCCUCCAGAAAGGCUGCCAACCAGAUGGACAACAUCGUGGAUAUGCGGGAGUACGACGUACCCUACCACGUUCGCCUCUCCAUUGACCUGAAGAUCCACGUGCGUAGUCCCAAACCGCCGGGCCUUCUCCUGGGUAACGGCCCGCAGCGUAGCGAACUGCUGGACGCGCAGCCACAGCUCGAGCCCUUCUUCGGGGCCGCGUUUACCCGGCGCCGCUCUGGCCCCAGCGGCCGAACAGAAGGGGCGCCAGGAGCCGGCCCCGCAGCGAGGCGCUGCCCGCCCUCCUCUCUCCGCAGGCUCACUGGUACAACGUGCGGUACCGGGGCAGCACCCACCCCCCUGAAAUCACCCGCCGAGACGACCUGGUGGAGCGGCCGCGAUUUUGGGGUUGAUGAAACGGAUCCCGUCGUUCUCACCUUUGACAUUGAAACGACCAAACUCCCUUUGAAGUUCCCUGACGCGGAGACAGACCAGAUCAUGAUGAUCUCCUACAUGGUCGACGGGCAGGGCUACCUGAUCACAAACAGGGAGAUCGUCUCUGAGGACAUCGAAGACUUUGAGUUUACUCCCAAGCCCGAGUACGAGGGUCCGUUUUGUGUCUUUAAUGAACCAGAUGAAGCUCAUUUGAUCCAGAGGUGGUUUGAACAUGUCCAGGAGACCAAACCCACCAUCAUCGUCACGUACAACGGAGACUUCUUUGACUGGCCCUUUGUGGAAGCAAGAGCAGCAGCUCACGGCAUCGAUAUGUAUCAGGAAAUUGGGUUUCAGAAGGACAGCCAGGGAGAGUACAAAGCAUCCCAGUGCAUCCACAUGGACUGCCUAAGGUGGGUGAAGAGAGACAGCUACCUCCCAGUGGGAAGUCACAACCUGAAAGCGGCAGCUAAAGCAAAACUGGGUUACGAUCCAGUGGAGCUGGACCCUGAAGAGAUGUGCCGGAUGGCUACGGAGGAGCCUCAGGUAUUGCCUCCCCGCACGGUGUCUCCUCGGAGCAAUUGCAAACCAAGCCCAGAGCAGCUGCGCUACGACCGAACAUUUAGCUUGAAGCGUUACAAAAUGGUUUUGCUUAACGCGGUGGGUUUGGAGACGCUAACUCGAUCUGCCUCCCCAAAUUGCCGGUGCCUUAGAAGCACGUGAGCUUGUGGGAAGGAAGAGCAGGAUUUCUUUGGAGCGGUUCUAGCGCUGGCAUCGCGCUGGGCGUUGGCUGUAUGUGUCGCUGUCAGCGGGAGGUGGCAGGCACCACCUAAACCAGCAGCACCACAAAGACCCGUGAUUCGCUGGAGGGACAAGAAACAGGCUUAGUGUCCAGGUGUCGCAGGCAGGGGGAUUCUCCUGAAGUCCUGGAGCAGCCUCCUGAUUCCCGGGCGGGGUGACAUCUGGGCCGUGAGCUCAUCAUCCCUAUUUCUUCUCGUUCAAAGCUGAGGCAUCGCUGUGCAAUUAGAGCCGGAGCACGAUGUGCUCAGAAGCAAACAGGUUGCUCUUUACAACCUGGGAUAUGGAGAAAUACACCCUUCCCUCCUUCCCGCUGCUAGGAGCGUGCCCAGCAGGAAUCGAUGAAAGAUUGUUGUCAUUGAGCUGCUCUGUCACGUGUGAUUGGGAUUAAUUUGCCUCUCGCCCUUCCUCGACAGACCCUGGGUCGCCUGAGGGCAGUGAGCCCCUGGCCCAGGUUGCCCAGAGAAGCUGUGGCUGCCCCAUCCCUGGAGGGGUUCAAGGCCAGGUUGGACGGGGCUUGGAGCAACCUGGGCUGGUGGGGGGUGUCCCUGCCCAGGGCAGGGGGUGGAACGAGAUGCUCUUUAAGGUCCCUUCCAACCCAAACCGUUCUGUGAUUCUAUAAGGUGGUCGAGCGGUUUGCCCAGAGGGUUGUGGGGUUUCCGUCCUCAGAGAUACAGAGAACCCAGCUGGACACAGUCCUGGGCAAGGAAAAAUCCA
This is a messenger RNA of Chroicocephalus ridibundus (black-headed gull), 3181 nucleotides long. RefSeq names its product DNA polymerase epsilon catalytic subunit A-like. The record is from RefSeq and is a predicted model, not a curated record. Gene Ontology annotation, biological process: nucleotide-excision repair, DNA gap filling; DNA replication; leading strand elongation. Gene Ontology annotation, cellular component: epsilon DNA polymerase complex. Gene Ontology annotation, molecular function: DNA binding; DNA-directed DNA polymerase activity; single-stranded DNA 3'-5' DNA exonuclease activity. The coding region runs from base 1046 to 2389 and encodes 447 amino acids. Lineage: Eukaryota; Metazoa; Chordata; Aves; Charadriiformes; Laridae. The transcript is spliced from 8 exons.